GGCCCUGGGGCUGCCCGGGGGAGGCGGCUGGCGGCUGGGCUGCUGCAACGCGCGGUGAGCUGAGGGGCUCGGGGCCGUCCCUUCUGGCUGGGUUGUAGUGUAGCCGGCAGGGCCGGGGGGUGAUCGUCCCCCUGUGCUCUGCUCUGGUGAGGCCACGCUGUGCUGUGUUCUGCCUUGGGCCCCUCGGCACAAGAAGGACAGCGAGGCGCUGGAGCGUGCCCAGAGAAGGGCUACGGAGCUGGUGAGGGGCCUGGAGCACGAGUCCUAUGAGGAGCGGCUGAGGGAGCUGAGGGUGUUUAGGCUGGAGAAGAGGAGGCUCAGGGGAGACCUCAUUGCUCUCUACAGCUACCUGAAAGGAAGGUGUGGGGCGCUGGGGUCGGCCUCUCCUCACAGAUAACUAGUGAUAGGACUAGAGGGAAUGGCCUCAAGUUGCGCCAGGGGAGGUUCAGGUUGGAAACGAGGAGACAUUUCUUCUCAGGAAGAGCGGUCAGGCAUUGGGAUGGGUUGCCCAGGGAAGUGGUGGAGUCACCAUCCCUGGGGGUGUUCAAGGAAAGGUUGGACGUGGUGCUUGGGGACAUGGUUUAGUGGGUGACGUUGGUAGUAGGGAGGUGGUUGGACCGGAUGAUCCUGAAGGCUUUUUCCAACCCUAAUGAUUCUGUGAUCCUGCACGUUAGGCUUAUUUGGAGUUGCACCCAUGCUGACCCAUGGGGUGAAUGCCAGGGCUAGCUGAAUGGCACUGUGUUGGAGGCCUUGUGAUCCCUGUCUGAGGGGGUGCCAGCCAGGCGCAGAAGAAGUGAAUGUUUUGAGGUCACGGGUAACUUUUAAGAUGUGCACAGCCACCAUCUGUGUUAGGAUGUCUGUGGUGUAAAAGCUGGUAUUCAGUCUGAGCUGGUUGUCCCAGGGCCUCUGAAUAUUCAGUGAAAAGAACAGAUGCCUCCAGUGAAUCAUUCUUCCUUCCUGUGUGCAGGUUGUGCACCAUGUGGAAGCUUCCUUCUUUUCUGGCUCGGACGCUCACUUCUGGGACCAGUGGCUUGCCAUUGCUUCCAGAUAUGGCUGAAGGACACUUACCCAUUCAUGUGAAUAAUGUGCGAAGCAGAUUGAGGGAUAUAGUGGGAGCAUCUACCAACUGGAGGGAUCAUGUGCAAGCAAUGCAAGAAAGAAAAGCUCUUCAUACUUUACUGGCAAAACGUCAGGAAGAUCUCCCCCCUAGAAGAAUGAAAGAUAGCUAUUUGGAAGUUAUUCUGCCUCUAGGAAGUCAACCUCAAAUAAGAGAGAAGUAUCUGAAUGUAUACAACAGCGUAAGGUUUGGAAGGAUACUUGAAGAUCUUGACAGUUUAGGAGUUCUUAUUUGCUACACUCACACAAAGCAGGAAAAGCAGCCAAGGUCUCCCUUAUCGAUAGUUACAGCCCUGGUGGAUAAAAUUAAUUUGCGCAAGAAGGUCGUACACCCUGACUGUGACAUCAAAUUCACGGGCAAUGUUUCCUGGGUUGGAAAGACCUCAAUGGAAGUAAAGAUGCACAUGCUGCAGUUUAAAGGUACAAUCGUUUCCUGUCUCUCUCAGUUGCACGACGGUGAUUACUGCCCUGUGUUAGAUGCAACCUUUGUCAUGGUGGCCCGGGACCCAGAAAACAAACGGCCGGCAUUUGUUAAUCCACUCAUUCCUGAGAGCCCUGAGGAAGAAGAAAUCUUCAAGCAAGGCGAAAUGAACAAGUUAAAGAGGAUUGAUUUCAGCACUGCUUCGUUACUGAAAAUGGCUCCCACUGCAGAAGAAAGAAACAUUGUUCAUGAUAUAUUCCUGAAUACAUUGGACACAAGGACAGUAAGUUUUCGGAGUCGUGUAUUACCGCCCAAUUCAGUCUGGAUGGAAGAUGCAAAGCUAAAAGGCCUACAGAUUUGCCAUCCUCAGGAGCGGAACAUCUUCAACAGGAUCUUUGGGGGUUUUCUAAUGAGAAAGGCAUUUGAACUGGGAUGGGCGACUGCUUGCAGCUGUGGGGGUUCCAGACCUUUUAUUGUAUCUGUUGAUGAUAUCAUGUUUCAGAGGCCAGUUGAGGUUGGAUCCUUAUUAUUGCUUUCUGGACAGGUCUGUUACACGGAGAAAAACUACAUCCAGGUUCGAGUGCACAGUGAGGUGUAUGAUGCAGAUACUAGAGAGCACCACACAACCAACAUCUUCCAUUUUACAUUUAUAUCAGAAAACGAGGUUCCGCGUGUUGUCCCCAAAACAUACGGAGAGUCCAUGUUGUAUUUAGACGGGAAGCGACACUUUGCUGCAACCAUGAAAGAAAUCUGAGAGGCACUGAGUGCUGCACCAGCAGUGUAUCAGCAUACUGUCUUAGAAUGAAUGAGUCAUCACCAAGGAUGGCUAACAAACAAGUGCUCUCAAUACUAAACCAAAAUAAAAAAACCAACCCCCCCUUUUUAGUACUAUUUAUGUAUUUGCAUAUAAGUGGAUUUUUUAUUCUCCGCUACUAGGAUUUCUUGAAAUUUCCUUUGACACACCAACUCUGUUAGGAAAUGAGGCUGAAAAAAUACAAUCAUACUUUGCUUUGAGAGAUCUUGUUACCCCCCUUGCUGUCUUGUCACCAUCUGCCUUUUUUCCCUUGGUAGCUUCCCUUUGUGCUUCUCUGACAACGGAUAGAAAUUCUAUCAGAAAAAUGUGUGCAAUAAGUAGAUACAGAUGAAGCCAUUUGACCUUUAUUCUCAUGUAAAUUAGGUUUAGGGUCUUGUUUUUCAAGAAGGACACUGGCAUUUGGGUUGCAACAGAAGCUCAGAAGUUAUUAGUGUGCACAGUGUACAAGCAGGUAUUUUGGAUCCAUCAUUUUGGAUUUUACAAGGUUGUUGCAGCUUCUUUUUUAUAUGGUUUCACGUUCACCUGGUAGACUUUUUUGCAAUGAUGUGAGGUUGCUAGAUGGUCUGUUCUGACAUUGUAGGCAUACAGCCAGCCCUGACAGCCUCUUCUAAUUUUUUUGUUUGCUGCUGUAACUGCAUGCUAGUUCCUGAAUGAGUAAUUUCUUGUAGCAUAUGGAAUAGUGAUCUGAGUGGUGAAAUUUUGUAAGACUGGGAAAUGGUAUUGUAGAGCAGAACUGGGAGCAGAGAAGGAAAAUAGAAGGAAAAUGCUGCUGAAAUGGUAAUGGUUCUGUUUGAUUUGUGCAGGAAUUAAGGGCCCAGAGGAUCAGUGCUGAGCAGCUCCCGAGUCAGGUGCUGAGAGGUUUGUUUGUUGUUUUUUUUUUUUUUUUUUAUUGGACUGAGCAGUGGAGAUGACAUCCUCCACAGCUGGGUUAUUUGUGUGGUUACUCACACUUCACUACAGUCUACUGAGGACUGCACAGCUUUUAAAGUUGUUGAGUUUACCUAUGAAGGAUGGAGCAACUGAGCACCACAGAAUGGACACCAAAGUGGACAUAACUGUAGUGUAUAAGUAGCAGGAAGAAAGUAGUUGAUACUGAAGUGCUUCUGAUGUAGUGGAGAAAGCUUUCAUCUGCAAUAUCUGGCAGAUAAAGCCCAACAUACUGAAAUUAGGAGGAUGAGUGGAUGGAAAGCAUCAGCUUUUAGCAGUGGGGAUGAUGAGUCACAAGCACAAAACGUGGGCUUGGAUACCUUCAAAUCAAGACUGAUGUUCUGGGUGAGUAAGGCGGACACCUAAACUGGAGUAAUUGGGCUCCAUGGCAGUUUAAAUGGAUCAACUGUGGUGUUUUAUAAUCCAGGAGAACAGACUUAUGUGUCCCUUCUAAGUUUAAAGUUUGUGAAAUCAGGAAGCACUGGGUAAAAGUGGUGUGACAGCACAGAUGCACGAAAUGAGUUGAUAAAACAGGGUGUUGAGAUUUUUAUUUCAGAGUAAGAAAGUUUAAAAAUUUAAUGUUUAGAAGCAACUUUAUUUUUGCUGGAAGGAUAGUGUGACGUUCAUGGCUCCUGGAAGCUGACUGUUACUCCUGUAAAGAGACUGAAUGUUACAACCGCUAGCAUGUAACACAUUGGCCUUUCUAAGAAUUUGCUGCCUGUAUUUGUAAGUUAGGCAGCUUUCCAGUGCAGGAACAGGGUUGUUACCUGAUCCAGAUGGGAUUAAUGCAUUGCAGAGAGAUCAAGCUUCCAGAUCCCGAUGUAGUUUCUCCCUUCGGUUACACUCUGUUGCUGAUUCAGCUGUUUUUAGUCAUUUACUGUAAUGGUUAUGCCACUCUGAGUAUGUAUUAUAUUUUCUGUUUUCUUUAUUUUUAAAACUCUUUUGAAGCUGAAUAUACUUGACUGACCAAACAAAUAAAGAACUGAAAAUCUAUCCCA
This is a messenger RNA of Cygnus atratus (black swan), 4276 nucleotides long. RefSeq names its product acyl-CoA thioesterase 9 (gene ACOT9). NCBI's taxonomy places the organism in Eukaryota, Metazoa, Chordata, Aves, Anseriformes, Anatidae. Gene Ontology annotation, biological process: acyl-CoA metabolic process. Gene Ontology annotation, molecular function: fatty acyl-CoA hydrolase activity. The record is from RefSeq and is a predicted model, not a curated record. Gene Ontology annotation, cellular component: mitochondrion. Bases 978 to 2291 code for a protein of 437 amino acids. The transcript is spliced from 16 exons.